AUUGCCUGUGUUGUUCAGGCUAUUAAUUCAAGUAGAACGUUUUGCGUAAUAUCAGCCCAUUGGAAGGCACGGAGGACAACAGUAACUGUAAACAUGAAUAAAUAAAGGAAGUUAAAAUAAGAGAUACCAACAUCAUAACAAUACUGUUUAAAAAUAAAAUAAACUGAAGAGCAGUGUCAAUGAUCAUUGUGGAUAACGACAUAAUGUGAUGUCCACGGCUAAGGACUGGUCACUCCAACAUGUCAGGUAUUAGUGGCGCGAGUCCGAUUAAGUGUGGUAGGCAGGAGCACUGCGAGAACCCCAUGCGAGUGGAGCUGUGAGCGUGGCGGAUGAGAACGCCGCGGCUAAAAGAGCUGUUAACUAGUGAAUGGCAAUCUCUCGGGGAAGUUCAACAGACCACUGUCACAGAGCAACACCGGAGCCCUGCGUAAAGCAAAGUGGCGCUUCUUCAAGAUUGGGGCGACUGACCAACUCCGAAAAGAGGACACACAAGUUGGGUCAGACUAGCUGUUAAUCACUUGUUACCGGCGCUUCGCUCCCAGUAACAUGCCUGCCAUCAAAAAGGAGAGACUGGAUGGGGACGAUAUGGCAUUGGCUGCCUUCAACCAGAGCGAAUACCUGGCUCCUUUAAAUGCCACCACUAUCCCCGUGGUGACCCCGCAUCCACCGCAAUACGACCAUUUAUUCGCCCAUCAUCGUGCGUAUUUGGGGCUCCGCGACUCGGCGCUGCAUCACCAUCACCAGCAGCAACACCUUCACCAUCACCCGGACGACUUAAUGCUGGAGAGGUUUUCUUCAAUCCCCGACUUUCAGCCAUUUUUUGACAACGGGGAACCAUGCAUCGAGGUGGAAUGCGGGGAGAACAAGGCUUUGCUAUACAUUAACAAACUGUGCCAGGGUAGUAAGGGACCCUCAAUCAAAUACCGGGGCGAGUGGCUCACCCCGAACGAGUUCCAGUUUGUCAGUGGAAGGGAGACCGCCAAAGAUUGGAAACGAAGUAUAAGGCACAAAGGGAAAAGUUUGAAGACCCUUAUGUCCAAAGGAAUCUUACAGGUACAUCCUCCAAUCUGUGAUUGCCCUGGGUGUCGAAUUUCGUCUCCAGUGAACCGCGGUCGUUUGGCAGAGAAGCGCACCAUCCCCCUGCCCCCCAACCGCGUGCCCAAGAGGGAGCUGGCCUCCGCCUUCAGCAGUGACGACAGCGAGGGUAGCGACCGCGCGAGCGGAGACCAUGCCCACAUCAAGCAGGAAGACGAGCUGCAUUACAGUAUCAUGAGAAAGGGUCGUGACAGUGACCUCUCUAAAAUCAUCUCCAACCUCCACCACACAAGACAGCACGGCAUGCCCGAGGACCAGCCAGCCACUGACCUCAGCACCAACACAGUACAGACAGAUGACCCUCUAGGCAAGAGGAGAGCCUACUCCCCCAACAGCAGCAGCGAGUGCCCGUCAGACAGCAAGAAGUCACGCAGCGUGUCCCCCAAAGAGAACUCCCACACCCCCGUGCUGGAGGGGGGCGGCCACAGUCACAUGACCCCGGAGGAGCACUACAGGCGGAUUAUGUCAGCACUGAACGAGCAGGGCUCCUACGAGGAGCAGCAACAGCGCCUCUACCAGCUGGCCAACAACAUGGGUCUUCCCAGCCAUGAUCUGCUGCGGGUGCGCCAGGAGGCCCUGGCAGCAGUGAGGAACACGGGGGGUAUGGAAGCCCACCUCCCCUCAGCAGGCAGCUCGUCAAGCCAGAGACGCAAGCAGGGCCUGCCCCAGCACCGAGACGCCCACUACUCCGAGAGGGAGAUGUCCCAUCCCCCACCUUUGCUGUCCCCCCAGAACGCUCCUCACAUCGCGUUGGGACCCCACCUGCGGCCACCCUUCCUGGGCAUGCCCUCUGCCUUGUGCCAGGCCCCAAGCUAUGGUUUUCUCCAGCCUGCCCAAGCUGAGAUGUUUGCCCGGCAACAGGAGAUGCUUCGGAAGCAGAACCUUGCCAGGUUGGAGAUGUCAGCAGAGUUGCUCAGACACAAGGAGCUGGAGAGUCUUCACAGGCAGCAGCAGCGUGUGCUGGGGAGCUCCGACCCCCUGGGCCUAGCCCAUGGCCUCCCCCUGGACCACCCUGCCCUGCGCAGCCUUCACCACCUGCCCGAGGGACACCCCCUCCACGAGGAACUCAGUCGACGCCAAAACGCCAUGCUGGUGCUCCGACACACCAACAGCCCCCUGCUCUCUCUCAACCACCAGGGGCCCUCAGGGGCCACAAUGCCCAAAGACACCCAGGGACAAAGCUGCGGGGCUCGGGGUGGAUUAAGGAAGGGGGCCUCCAGGAAAGGCCCCCAGCAGCCCAGAGGGGGAGAGCACCAAGAAAGGGAAUGCCGAGGGAGGGAGGGAGACACGGACGGUCACGAUGAUGAGAUGAAGGACUCGGACAGCGAGACGGAGAUGGGCGAGGAUAGGCACAAGGUCUUGGAUGGCAAGGGGCAUGGGCUUCACAGGGACAGGGGGAAAGAGAGCGGCAGGAAGGGGGGGUGUGACGGUGCCAAGGAGGCGGGCGAGGGCGAAGGUCGGCUCAGUGCCCCCUGUAGUUCGGCGGACGCAGAAUCACCACCUAGCCACCACCUCUUCACCCCAGGGCUGAGUAAGAGCGAUGUUAAGUACCACUUUCCACCUGGUGCCAUGCCCCCUCUGCAAGGGCUCCACGACCAGUCUCUGCCCUUUGGAUUCCCAUAUACCAGCCCCUACUUCCACACCGGUGGUAUGGGAGGUAUGUUCAUGGACGGCGAGGACUCAGCGGCGCCCCCAGUGGAGGACAUCAGAAAGUGGAGUGUGGAGGAGGUGUGUGGCUUCGUGGGAGGCCUGGCCGGCUGUGCCGAGUACAACCAGGUGUUUCGGGAGCAGGCCAUCGACGGAGAGACCCUCCCGCUGCUCACGGAGGAGCACCUGCUCAACAUCAUGGGACUGAAGCUGGGCCCGGCUCUUAAGAUACGCUCUCAGGUGGCACGGCGCGUUGGCAGAAUCUUCUACAUGACCAGCUUCCCGCUGGCCCUCCCGCUGGCGCUCCCGCCGGCGCUCCCGCCAUCUGCCCUGCGCCCCCCGGACAGGGACCUCCAGCCGUCCGACACUCCCCUGGCGCUCCCACUGCGGCCUCUCUCCGCCGCCAGCAGCAGCUCUUCCCCCUACAGCGCCCCCCCGCCCGCCUGUCACUCCUCCCCCAAGCAGGAGAAUGCCAACGGCUCUGUGUCGGGGGGCUACGAGGCAGCCAAGACCCCCUCAUAGGAUCCAACUGGCUGCACAGGGAAGGCACAGGGAGGGAGGGAGGGAGGGAGAUGGGUACAGAGAAAGCUCUGUAACAGACAUUGAAUUGACCCCCUUCCUCCCCCUUUGGGCAUGCACCGCCCUUUGGUUUGGGGAAUAAACUGUAAAAAAAAAAAAUAUAUAUAUAUAAAAGUGAACAAAAUAAAAAUGAACUAAAGGGACUAAUCAAAGCAGCCCAAUCAACUUCAAGUUCCACUGUGGUUGUAGCCGAGCAGAAUCCAAAGACGUAACAGGGCUGGAGGGAGAGACGUGAUGAAGCGACAGAGGGAGAAAGAGAGCGAGAGAGAGAGAGCAGACAGCUGGUCUCAGACAGCUUGCCAAAGAAAGAGCAAAGCCCCAGAACUACGACAUUCUUCUGAGUCAGACAGACGCUACCGGAAACUCUUUCUUCCUGGGCUGAAGAAGGAAGCCCCUCUCCUCCCUCUGUCUGCUCCCCAACAUACUCGGCGGCGCCCAGCACUUAAAAGAGAGACGCCUCUUCUCUCUUUUCUCUCGCUCUUUUCCUCCCCUCCUUUCUUCUCACUCCCAGUCUAAGGAGCCCAAACAGCUCAGAGGAACUGAGAAUUCUGGAGGCUCGAGUGAAAGCAUACACUGAAAGGGACUCCAAAAAACCUUCAUUAUUGCAACUAUGCAUUCCACAGUCCAAAACCAAAGAUGUGUGAAAUAAGGGACGAUAUUCCAUGUUUGUUUCUGGUGGGGUUUUUUUUUGUGUUGCUUUGUGGGCAAAAUGGCUAGUCUUAGGGAGAGGUGGGGUACAUAAAAGAUCCCAGUGGGCCCAGUACCUCAUAUGACUGUCUUUAAAAGACAAGGGAGACUCCUUGUAAGGUGAAACAAGGGGGAAUCUUUAUACAAGGUGUUCUAGGUACAUGCCACAGUUGUGCCCAUAAGCCAUCGGCCGAUAGGCAGAGUUCUUUCUCUGACACACUCAAAUGUUACUGAUACAGGAUGGUGACGAAACGGUGGCUUCGGCUCAUAGGGCUAAUGUUAUUGCGUAAUCGUGUUAAACUACUGUGGGAUAUACAAACAUGCCGAAUUGUACAGAAUCAUGCUUAAGCUGAAAACAUCCUGUAGGUUACAUACAUGGUACUUUCACAUUUAAAAAAUAAAUCAAAGAAAUGUCGUUGCAUGGGGAAAAAUCUUUAUGACUGAACAAAAUGUGACUUGCUAACUUUUGGUGGUACUUUUGUUUCAAACUUUUUGGUUUGUCGUUUUUUUUUCCUUCCAAUGUUUGACAUGAAAAGAAGCCCCAAUCUUAAAUGCUACUUCAGCAAUAUGAAUUAGGAAAUGAUAUUUAUAGGACUUUUGCUGUCGUUAGAUGAACAGAUGUGUAUAAUACUUCAUGGAUUCCAAAGAACAUUUACUUGGUUUUCCCUUGAUUGCAGGGAAAAGGCACAAAGAGCUAAAUGCAAAUCUUUGAAUUUGUUAAGGAUUUUUUUUUUAACUACGUGUAAGCAAUGAAUUAAAAUGGUCUAGAUUUCCCAUCACUGUUUUGUCUUGAUCCUAUUUUUCUAUUCGCCACUUGGUAAAAUAAAUCCUACGGAAAC
Molecule: messenger RNA, 4847 nt
Organism: Oncorhynchus keta (chum salmon)
Lineage: Eukaryota; Metazoa; Chordata; Actinopteri; Salmoniformes; Salmonidae
Product: sterile alpha motif domain-containing protein 11-like
Exons: 13
Coding region: 547-3264 (905 amino acids)
Biological process (GO): positive regulation of transcription by RNA polymerase II
Molecular function (GO): RNA polymerase II cis-regulatory region sequence-specific DNA binding; DNA-binding transcription activator activity, RNA polymerase II-specific; protein binding
Source: RefSeq, a predicted model, not a curated record